This is a messenger RNA of Funneliformis mosseae, 267 nucleotides long. NCBI's taxonomy places the organism in Eukaryota, Fungi, Glomeromycota, Glomeromycetes, Glomerales, Glomeraceae. The record is from the annotation of a GenBank genome assembly.
AAUAAUGAAUGUUACACAACGGACCUUAAAGGUAUCCCAGAACUCCAAAAAUAUAAUCAACCGAAUGUCGAAGCAGGGUAUUCGCGUGGCAAACGUGCACAAUUGUUGAAUGAAACGUCGCAAAAGAUGGUUGAUUCACGAAGUAAUAAUUGUUCAAAACUUGUAAUAUUUAUGGCUAUUGUACCAAGAAUUCUUGCACAUGAUCCCUACGCGUAUCAUGUUUCUUUUACUUUCGUAAAUUUAAACACGAUGACAAUAUCUUUUUAA